GGUCCUAUAUAAAUGCCGGCGGACUUCUAGCUUGUCAUCAGUUUACCUGUGUUAGAUACUCAGUGAUCAACAAUGGCUUUCAAGUUCGUCGUUUUCGCCGCUUUCGUCGCUGUCGCCAACGCUGGUUUGGCUCAUGUUGCCGCCCCAGUCGGUUAUGCUGCUGCCCCAGUAGCUUACGCCGCUGCCGCCCCAGUGCUCGCCAAGACCGUUGUUGCUGAACCCUAUGACCCCAACCCACAAUACACCUACUCCUACGGCGUCUCUGACUCUUUGACCGGUGAUCACAAGAGCCAAGUAGAAUCCCGCAGCGGAGAUGUUGUCCAUGGCCAAUACUCCCUUGUUGAUGCUGAUGGUACCAAGCGCACUGUUGACUACACCGCUGAUGAUGUCAACGGUUUCAACGCUGUUGUGAGCAAGACCCCACUUGCUGCCCCAGUCGUCGCUAAAGUCGCUGCCCCAGUUGUUGCUGCCCCAGCUGUUGCCACCUAUGCUGCCGCCGCCCCAGUUGUUGCUGCCCCAGCCGUCGCUACCUACGCCGCUGCCCCAGUUGUAGCUAAGGCCGCUUAUGCUGCCCCAGUCGCCACCUAUGCUGCUGCCCCAGUUGUAGCUAAGGCCGCUUAUGCUGCCCCAGCUGUCGCUUACUCCACCCACGCUGUUGCUGCCCCAGCUGUCGCUACCUAUGCUGCUGCCCCAGUUGUUGCCAAGGCUACUUAUGCUGCCCCAGUCGCCACUUACGCCGCUGCUCCAGUUGUCGCUAAGGCCGCCGUCGCUGCCCCAGUCGCCACCUAUGCUGCUGCUCCAGUCGCCACCUACGCUGCUGCUCCAGUCGUCGCUAAGGCCGCUUAUGCCGCCCCAGCUGUCGCUUACUCCACCCAUGCCGUCGCUGCCCCAGCUGUAGCCACCUAUGCUGCCGCCCCAGUCGUCGCUAAGGCCGCUUACGCCGCUGCCCCAGUCGCCGCCUAUGGUGCUUAUGCCGCCCCAGCUGCCUACGCCCACUACGGCCCAGCUGCCUACUCCGCCUACGCCGCCCCAAUCGCUAAGGCUUACUAUUAAAUAGCAUCCCUGACGUAACUUAAGCCAUGUGUAAAAUAUUCUUUUAUCUAUAUAAAAAACUUAAAAA
Molecule: messenger RNA, 1120 nt
Organism: Dalotia coriaria
Lineage: Eukaryota; Metazoa; Arthropoda; Insecta; Coleoptera; Staphylinidae
Product: cuticle protein-like
Exons: 2
Coding region: 73-1053 (326 amino acids)
Cellular component (GO): extracellular matrix
Source: RefSeq, a predicted model, not a curated record